AUGGCCACUCAAAUGAGUAAGAAGAGAAAGUUUGUUGCCGAUGGAGUUUUCUUUGCUGAAUUGAACGAGGUUUUGACCCGUGAGCUUGCUGAAGAUGGUUACUCUGGUGUUGAGGUUAGGGUUACCCCAAUGCGCACUGAGAUCAUUAUCAGAGCUACUCGCACCCAAGCUGUUCUAGGUGAGAAAGGGAGGAGGAUUAGAGAACUGACCUCAGUUGUUCAGAAGAGGUUCAAGUUUCCUGAGAACAGUGUUGAACUUUAUGCUGAAAAGGUGAACAAUAGAGGACUUUGUGCUAUUGCUCAGGCUGAAUCUCUACGUUACAAGCUCCUUGGUGGUCUUGCUGUGCGCAGGGCUUGCUAUGGUGUUUUGAGAUUUGUUAUGGAAAGUGGUGCCAAGGGAUGCGAGGUCAUUGUCAGUGGAAAGUUGAGAGCCCAAAGAGCCAAGUCCAUGAAAUUCAAGGAUGGAUACAUGAUUUCUUCUGGGCAACCAGUCAAAGAUUACAUCGACUCUGCAGUUAGACAUGUCCUCCUCAGACAGGGUGUUCUUGGUAUCAAAGUAAAGAUUAUGCUUGAUUGGGAUCCUAAAGGGAAACAAGGUCCUAAAACCCCCCUCCCUGAUAUUGUCACCAUCCACACUCCAAAGGAGGAGGAAUACAACCCACCUCAGGAAUACAGCCAGCCUCCUCCUGCUGUUUUAGCCUCUACCGAUAUUGAGGUGCCUGUUGCUUGA
Messenger RNA from Vicia faba (fava bean), 729 nucleotides. NCBI's taxonomy places the organism in Eukaryota, Viridiplantae, Streptophyta, Magnoliopsida, Fabales, Fabaceae. The record is from the annotation of a GenBank genome assembly.